Xenopus laevis (African clawed frog) is the source of this 4518-nucleotide messenger RNA. RefSeq names its product protocadherin 20 L homeolog (gene pcdh20.L). Bases 454 to 3147 code for a protein of 897 amino acids. The transcript is spliced from 2 exons. Lineage: Eukaryota; Metazoa; Chordata; Amphibia; Anura; Pipidae. Gene Ontology annotation, molecular function: calcium ion binding. Gene Ontology annotation, cellular component: plasma membrane; membrane. The record is from RefSeq and is a predicted model, not a curated record. Gene Ontology annotation, biological process: homophilic cell-cell adhesion; cell adhesion.
ACGGUUACAUAUUUGGGUUCGCGGGGGUGGCUGGCAGCAGACAGCAGUGGAAUGAACCGAGAUGGUUCCAGUCGUAACAUUAUUAGAGAUAGAAUAGGUGGAAGAAGUGGGAAGCGCAAAUAAGCCAAUGAAGCCUGAAAAUACGAAGCAAGUUCCACUUUCUAAAGUGCAAAGGCUAAAAGUUCCCCUGGCAGAGCCCGAGGCAGAGUCGCAUACCAAUAGCAGCAGCUCCUGCGCAUCCGGGCACUUGUCUAAUGAAUGCACUUGUGGCUAUUGGCUGCCGCUGUCCAGCGAUUUGCAUGAGCAGAGAGGGAGUGUCUGUGUUAGUAGCAGCGGCAGCAGCAGGAACUAAAUGACUGCAGUUUCCUCGGGAUUCAACUACCAGGGGAAUGAGAGGAUCACACACACGGCAGGGGAAAGCUGCUCUCGCACAGCGACUCUCUGAGCCUGGAUAUGGGGCAGCCCAGCAGCUGCAGAAACCCGCUCAGGAUCAUUCUCCAAACUGCUCAGCACUUGUUGUUUCUGUGGCUGCUCGCUCACGUCAGGGGAUCUCUCUUCAGCUCGGCGAGUAACAGCAGGGCCACGGAAUUGCUUUACACGCUGCAAGAAGGCUUGCCUAAGGGAGUUCAUAUCGGAAGCAUUGGGGACGAUCUGCAGCUGGAUUUCUUUGCUGAUCCUCCUCUGUCGUUCAGCCUGGCUUCAAAGGGGCCGAGUGAGAAGUAUGUGAGUCUCAAUAACAGCACAGGCGAGCUGAGCACAUCAUCUGAGGAGCUUGACAGGGAAGCUCUCUGCCCGCAUUCGCUGGUUGCUCAGGAGUGUGUGCUGCUUCUUGAUGUAAUCAUUUUGCCUCAGGAAUAUUUCAGACUUAUCAAAGUUAAGAUUGCCAUCAUUGACAUCAACGACAAUGCUCCACAUUUCCCUGUGCCACAGAUUUAUAUUUCAGUCCCAGAAAAUGCCCCUGUUAACACCAGGAUAGUUAUAGAGCACCCUGCCUAUGACCCUGAUGGUGGGACGAACGGGGUCCAGACCUACAGGUUGGUAGAUUACCAUGGUGUCUUUACACUUGAUGUUGAGGAAAACGAAAGUGGGGAGAGGACUCCCUACCUUAUUAUCAUGGGCCCACUGGAUAGAGAAAUGAAAGCUGAGUAUGAAACCACUAUCAUUGCAGAAGACGGGGGAAUUCCUCCACUCAUAGGGUCUGCCACGCUGUCAAUACUGAUUAGCGAUGUAAAUGAUAACUGCCCCCUAUUCAAUGCAUCUCAGAUCAAUGCAACUUUGUAUGGAAAUUCCACCAAAGGGACACACGUUGCUACAGUGCAUGCAGUGGAUACAGACUUAGGUCCUAAUGCCCUGAUUACAUAUGCAUUCAGUGAAAGGGUGCCACAGGCAGCAAAGGAAUACUUUCACCUGGAUGAGAUGAAAGGGAUUAUAAAACUUUCAAAGAGAAUAGACGGAAGCACCGUCCAGCAGCAUAAAUUAACAAUACUUGCCAAUGGUCCGGGCUGCAUUCCAGCUGUGAUUACUGUAUUCAUUUCCAUAAAUAAAGUCACUUUCAGGCCCCCGGAGCUCGUACCUCGAUAUAUUGCUAAUGAGGAAAAUGGUGUUAUUUACCUGAAGGAAUUGGAGCCUGUCCAUUCUCCAAUUGCAUUUUUUACCAUAAAAGACCCAGAUGAAAAAUAUCAAGUGGAUUGUUACCUAGAAGGAAAAGGGCCUUUUAGACUUUCUGCAUACAAGCCAUAUAAUAAUGAGUAUUUGCUAGAAACUACAGAUGUACUAGAUUAUGAGCUCAGACAGUCCUACAACAUAGCAGUGGUUGCACUUAGCUGGGAUGGGUAUCCGGUAAAGAAGCUUCUAAAAGUCCAAAUUCUGGAUGAGAAUGAUAAUUCCCCUAUUUUCACAGAAUCUGCUGUAGAGAUAACUAUUGAAGAAAACAAUGAGCCCAACGCAUUUCUGGCAAAACUUUAUGCCACGGAUGCUGACAGUGAUGAGAGUGGUCAAAUAUCUUAUUUUCUAGGGCCUGAUGCACCUUCCUAUUUUUCUAUAGAUAGCGUGACAGGCAUUCUUUCAGUUUCUACCAUAUUGGACCGAGAAGAAAAAGAAAAAUACCGGUUUACAGUCAGAGCAAGAGAUGCUGGCUUUCCUUCAAGGGAAUCUGUUGCUACGGUUUACAUCACGGUGCUGGAUAAAAAUGAUAAUAAUCCUCGUUUUAUCAGCAAAGAUUUCAGUUUUUUUGUGCCUGAAAAUUUUCUGAGAUUCGGUGAAAUUGGAGUGAUUAGUGUCACUGAUGCUGACUCUGGGCAGAAUGGAUGGAUAGCUCUAUCUAUAGUGAAUGGAAGUGAUAUUUUUGUCAUUGACAAUGGCAAAGGACUCUUGAGGGCAAAGGUUUCUCUGGACAGAGAGCAACAGAGCUCAUAUGCUCUUUGGGUUGAAGCUGUUGAUGGUGGGGACCCAACCUUGUCUUCUACAGCUAAAAUUACAAUCUUGCUUUUGGAUGUUAAUGAUAACCCACCAGUGGUCCUCUUCCCUCAGUCCAAUAUGUCGUAUCUUCUUGUUCUUCCUUCCACCCUGCCAGGUUCACCUGUCACAGAAGUUUAUGCUGUUGAUAAAGAUACAGGUAUGAAUGCCGUUAUUGCCUACAGCAUCAUAGGUCGAAGGGGACCCAAACCAGAAUCAUUUAGGAUAGACCCCAUAACAGGCAACAUCACUUUGGAGGAGGCACUUAUGAGGAAUGACUGUGGAUUGUACAGGUUAUUAGUAAAAGUUAGCGACCAUGGCUACCCAGAACCACUCUUUUCCACAGUAAUGGUAAAUCUCUUUGUUAAUGACAGUGUCACAGAUGAAAGUUAUAUUGAAACCUUGCUGAGAAAGGAGCCAGAUAUCAAUAUAGAAGAAAAAGAGCCACAGAUAGCAAUGGAGCCCUCCCAGAAAGAGAUGGAAAGUGAUUCAUGCACCCCUACAUUGGUAACUCUGUCAAUUAUUUGCCUGGGGUCUGUCAUUUUGGUAACUCUGAUGGGGAUGUACAUCUGCUUAAGAAAAGGUAAAAAUGAUCACGGAAUAAAUGAGAACACAGAAGUUCAAAUACCAUUAAACAGGAAAAUAGACUUCCAUAUGCUGGAAAAAAGGCCAAUAGAGAUUUCUAACAUUUAAUGAUGUCAUGCAAAGUGAAACUCUGGGGGCGUUAAAGAGUAAAUAUGACACAAUGUGUUGAUAGAGAGUUGUUAUGAAGGACCACUAAUUUAUACCUUAUAUUAAUAAACAUAUGUAAAUAGCACCUUCUAGCUUUUUUAAAGCAAAUAUUCGUACAGCCUUGUAAAUAUUUUUGUAAGAUCCACUGUAAACUGUUAUCCCUUACAAAGCUAUUUGGCUUGUGUUGAACGUUUUCCCUACUGUUGUCUUAAUGAAAGAAUCUACAGGUUUUGUUAUAUUUAACUAAAAGUGAGGUUUCACCUAAAAUCUAUAUGGACCAUAUUUAAGCUUAGCAUGCUCCAAAAAAGACUAUCACAGGUGAAAUUGGUUUUGUUUGUGUGUUACAGAUCAUUUAGAAGAACAAAUUCAUCAUGUUUGAUACAUAGGAUCUUGCAAACAAAAAAUCUAUGCAGUUUUGCAAUUUUAUUUAUUUGCCCUUCUAUUUGCUAUGUGUUAAACUUGGAAUUAAUGCUGUAUGGGUUCAUGAGGCCAUUAAUUAGAGCAUCCUGAUUUCUCUUGCAGCUUUGUACACUUUGUACUAAUAUUAUUAGUUUCUAUUCUGCCCCUUUCAUUCUGUGAUUCAGACCCUUGCUCGGUUGCUAGGGUCAGUGAUGUUAGCAACAGCAUAACUUCUUUUGAAGCAGCUCUCAUAACGGCAACCAAACAGACAGCAGUUACUGGUCACAUGUUUAAAAAUCAAACAACUGAUUGGUUGCAGUUGCUGGUCAGGAUUUUGAAAAUCAAACAUCAGAUUGGAUGCAGUUGCUGGUCAAAUGUUUGAAAAAUAGAAAACCUAAAAUCAAAAACCUAACCAUUUCCUAGUAGUAUGUGCCAUUGGAUAAUCCUAAAUAGAAAAAAACUGCCAUUUUAAAUUCUUUGGUUUGGCCCCUGGCUCAUAUAGUUACAUCGUUAGUUACAUAAUUAAAUUGGGUUGAAAAAAGACAAAGUCCAUCAAGUUCAACCCCUCCAAAUGAAAACCCAGCAUCCAUACACACACCCCUCCCUACUUUUAAUUAAAUUCUAUAUACCCAUACCUAUACUAACUAUGACUCACUGUGUUCACUCACAAACCAAGGAAACACAUACAAGCUACGUUACAUCAGCCAAUGAAUAGGCAGAGCUCUAUCUAGUUGGGUAGAUAGAGGACAUCUUUAUUAUAAGCCCAUUUAUUGCGCUUAUGUUUAACAUAGCUGAACACUGCCCCUUUAAAUGCAGUUUUUUUCCCAGUUCAGGAAAGUGGUAGUGCAUUUUUUUCUUUUCUAAAGUACUGUAGCAGAGGGUCCAGUUUAGUGUGAAAUGCUAAGUAUUUUUUUAAUAAAUUCUUGUAAGACA